CUCUCUCUCUCUCUCUCUCUCUCUCAAGCGCGCGCACACACACACACACAAAAGAAGGAUGAAGGAUAACGUUGUUCUGUAUCCUUCUCCGGGGAUCGGUCACCUGGUAUCCAUGGUGGAGCUAGGCAAGCUUAUACUCAAAGACUACCCAUCCUUCUCCAUCUCCAUCCUCAAUACACCCCGACCAUACAACACAGGCUCCACCACACCCUACAUCAACCAUGUCUCCUCCACAACUCCAUCCAUCAACUUCCACAACCUCCCCGCCGUUCCAAUCUCUCCCGAUUCCAUCUCCUCCCCUCACCACGAAGCUCUCCUCUUCGAGGGACUCCCCCUCAACAAUCACAACGUCCACCAAGUCCUCCUCACCAUCUCCCAGACCUCCAAUAUUCGAGCCCUCAUCAUCGACUUUUUCUGCACCGCCGCUCUCGACGUCGGUGCAUCUCUUGACCUCCCAACUUACUACUUUUUUACCUCCGGCGCCGCUUGUCUCGCCUUCUUCCUCUACAUUCCAACAAUCCAUAGUAACACGACUAAGAGUUUCAAAGACCUUGACAGCAAUCUUCACUUCCCUGGUAUUCCACCAGUCCAUCCCUUGGAUGUUCCCAAGCCCAUGCUUGAUCGUGCCGAUAAAGCCUACGAAGGUUUCUUAGACUUCUGUGUGCGAAUGCCGGAAUCAAAAGGGAUCAUUGUGAACACUUUUGAAGCAUUAGAGCCCACAGCUCUGAAGGCUCUAUCGGAUGGACUCUGUGUCCUUAACCGUCCAACACCGCCGAUUUACUGCAUCGGACCAUUGAUUACGGAUCGGGGCGGCGGUGAUGCUUCUGCCACCGUAGAUUGCUUGACAUGGCUUGAUUCUCAACCGAAACGAAGCGUUGUGUUCUUGUGUUUCGGGAGCUUGGGGUUGUUCUCUGCAGCACAGCUGAAGGAGAUCGCUAUAGGAUUGGAGAAGAGUGGGGAAAGGUUCUUGUGGGUGGUGCGUAAUCCACCUAUGGAAGACAAAAGUUGGCGCAAUUUAGCACCACCUGAACCGGAUUUGGAUGCUUUACUGCCCGAAGGGUUUUUGGAUCGGACCAAGGACAGGGGACUUGUGGUAAAACUAUGGGCCCCACAGGUGGAGGUAUUGAGUCGAGAAUCGGUAGGUGGAUUUGUGACUCACUCUGGUUGGAACUCGGUAGUGGAAGCAAUUUGUGCUGGGGUACCUAUGGUGAGUUGGCCCCUCUAUGCAGAGCAACGGUUGAAUCGGAUAUUUCUUGUGGAGGAGAUGAAGCUGUCUUUGUCAAUGGACGAGUCGGAAGGUGGGUUUGUGAAUGCUGACAUGGUUGAAAAACGGGUUAAGGAGUUGAUGGGAUCCGAGGAAGGGAAAGCACUUAGAGAGCGAACCUUGGCCAUGAGAGAUGCUGCAAAGGCUGCUAUGGCUGAGGGUGGGUCGUCCAAGGUGGCGUUGGCCAAGUUGGCAGAGUUAUGGAGUGGAAGUUAAAUACAUGUAUUUUUCAGGCUACGAGAGGGAGGGAGAGAGUGACAGAGGCUGAGCGCCCAGCUCGUGCCGAGCCUUGUCACUUGUUAUUUUUAAGUAAUUGCGGAUGUAUAGGAGCUCUUUAUAUAAAAAAAGGCUACAUAUAGGACCUUGCAUGUGAGCCAAUGUAUGUAUUUUAAGAUUUAUGAGAUUUAUGAGAUCAAUGAGAUGAAAGGAAUUUCAAUCUCUCUCUA
Macadamia integrifolia is the source of this 1710-nucleotide messenger RNA. Its product is annotated as UDP-glycosyltransferase 88A1. Bases 59 to 1480 code for a protein of 473 amino acids. The record is from RefSeq and is a predicted model, not a curated record. Lineage: Eukaryota; Viridiplantae; Streptophyta; Magnoliopsida; Proteales; Proteaceae. Gene Ontology annotation, molecular function: UDP-glycosyltransferase activity. The transcript has a single exon.